UUGUGAAUUCUACUUAAUAUUCGUCUGAGGCUGAGGCCCUGACGUUUCUAUCGUUUAUAUAUUCAUUGAUAUUCAUUGUAGCUUGCCCCCCCCCGUGACACUGGUUCCAAAUGGAGGCUAUAACAGCGCGAUGUCUAGAAGUUGCACUUUGAAUAUAUAAUCGGAUCAGACUAUUUCUACUUAAGAUUGUGAUAUUCUUCAAAAGAAUUUCCAUAAGUUUUAUACUCCUUGGAACUUAUCCUUUUUCCAAUUAUGGAUUGGUCGAAUAAAAGUAGCAGUGACCGUUAUGAGAAUUGCUCACGGUUCUUUUAUGGUGCUGAUAAAUUAAAAUUUAUUCGAACAUUUUUUAACCAGUAUUCUCCCAAUGAAGCAACAAGUGGGAGAACAAUGAUGCAUGCAGCUGAAGGAGAAAAAGGGGUUGCUUUUUUCAUUGCAAAACGAGAUCGAGACGGGAAUACUCUACUGCAUCUUGCGAUAGAGAAUAACGAGACGGAGGUAUUCAAUCUACUAAUUGAAGAAUGUAAUGUAAACGUGAAAAAUAUCAGACAUCAAACGCCACUUCAUUAUGCUGCAGCUAAUAACAGGAUUCAAUUUACAAAAGUGCUUAUAGAAAAUGGUGCCAUGGUUAAUGUAGAAGAUAUUGAGCAAAAAACACCACUUCAUCUUGCUUUGACAAAUCAAAACGUUCAAUUAUCAAAAAUUCUUUUUAAGAAUGGCGCUGUUAUAAGUAAUAGACAUUUUAAUUUAUUUCGACCCCUUCAUUCUGCUGCUGAAAGUGGGAAUUUGGAAAUUGUUAAAUUGCUUAUGAUGAACGGAUGUAAUACAGUCGAUGGUAUAACAACCUAUAAUUGUCCUCUUACCGCAGCAGUAAUUAGCGGUCAUUUAGAAGUUGUAAAGUAUCUGAUGAAGAAUGGUUCUAAAGACAAUAAAACCAUUACUGAAGAUCGCUUCAAUUUACUUGUAAGGUGUGUGAAACCUGACCAAUUCAACAUUUUUAAAUAUUUAGUCAGUGUGGGUGUGAAAACGAAACGUACUAUAUUAUCUACUGCUACAUAUUGGAAACGCUAUAAUAUUUGGAAAUAUUCAUUGAAGUGUAUCUCUAAAUUAAAUUUAAAUACACGUUCUAUUGAGACAGAGCUUCAUUCGGCUAUUCGUGCCAGAGAAGUAGAAACUGUUAAAAUAAUUGUAGCAGCAAGCAAUGUUGAACCGAACUCUUUAGCUUGUAAAUUAGCUGUCUACAUUGCCGUUGAAAAUAACAGUGAAGAAAUACUAGAAGUUCUUCUAAAUGCGAAAUAUUCAGUUGAAGGUUUUGAAAAAGUUAGUCCUCUUCACAUUGCAUCAACAUUCGACAGCACGAGAUUAGUAAAAAUGCUAUUGAAAGCUGGAGCUGACAUUAAUUCAAGAACUGGUGAAGGUUUUACACCGUUACAUUUUGCAGCAGCUGCACUAGAACCAACUAUUGUUAAACUUCUCUUAAAAAAAGGUGCCGAUCCUCAUAUAACUUGUGAUUACAAUUCAUCACCAUUAUCAUUUGCUUUAAGUAUGCUUACGGGACGAUAUGAAACUCCUUUGACCAUUACUACCUUAAUGUUUAAAAAGAUUUUAAAAAUUAUGGAAAUACUAUUCUUUAAGGAAAGUUAUCAUCCUAAAGUAACAGAAGGCGACUUAAAUAACAUGUUUUCAAUCACAAAUCGUAUGUGGCUUUCGAGAGACAAAAGUAAAGAAAGUACAUCAAAUUCAAUGUUAGAUGAAGAAACGUCAAACGGUACAUUCGAGAACAUCAGUACUUCACAAUCUCCAUUUGGAAUGCUUAAAUUAAUAUUUAAUUACCUAAAAAAAGAUAAAGAGGAACAUUAUUUUCUAUUGAGAAUAAAUGAUAAAUGGGAGAAAUCAAAUAACUCUCCUGAACUGUUUCACAUUUUGAUGGAAUACAAUAAUUUUAAAUCUUGUUCCGAAAUUGAAAUACGACUUUACCAAAAUUCCUAUGAAUGCAAUUUACUCUUAAUUGAUUACGCGGACAGUGUUAAUAAUCUUACAAAUGUUGAAAUUCAAUAUAAUUUCGAUCCAUCUUAUAAACUAUCUGCAGAAGAUGAAACCGUUUAUCUGAAAUUAAUAGUUGCGCGUCUAUUAUUACUGAUAACUGAAGAUAAUUUGAUAUUGUUAGAAUUUUGUAGGAAACAUAAUCUUAACGAUUGGAGGCAGGAAUGUGAAAGGCAAAAAGUUAUCAUGAAAAACACGAAAGUUGAAUAUAGCUCAAACAUCUCUUUCUAUGAUAUUUUAACCGAACGUAUUGAGAGAUUCUCAAAGUACACAGAAAACAAGAAUUUCCUCAAAAUCGUAGAAUCUUCAUACAUCAAGUUUCCAGCAUAUGCUGAAUUUCUGAGGAUCUAUGUCGAAAAAUGUAGAAGAAGAAAUGAUCUUAUGGAAGAAUGCAUGGAUUCUAUGUUUGUUAUGGUUAAAAUAAAUUACAAAAUUCAAAUGUUAAACGAUGAUUGUAAUCCAAUUUUUCAAUAUCUUUCGGUAGCUGAUUUACGAAGACUUUUAGCAGCGUGUUCUUAAAGUUUUUUCAGUUUACAAAAAAAUUAUUUUUGUACUUGACAUAAAUCUAAGAAACUUAGUUUUAUAAUUACUUUAUUUAGUUUGCUUGUAAGUUUAUCUACUAGAAGGAAGCUUUCUAAUUAUGACAUUAAGUGUAUGAAAAUCACUUACUUUUCACGUGAAUGAUUCCUGACGCAUUUUAAGCGAAAAACUUGAUUAAAAUUAUCAAUAAUUCAAAAAUAGUACUAAAAUAAAUGAAUGUACAAAAAACCAAAAAUGUAACAAUAGAUAGUAUUUCUAAAAAUUUUG
This is a messenger RNA of Leptopilina heterotoma, 2847 nucleotides long. Its product is annotated as alpha-latrocrustotoxin-Lt1a-like. Gene Ontology annotation, molecular function: protein binding. The transcript has 2 exons. The coding region runs from base 253 to 2559 and encodes 768 amino acids. Lineage: Eukaryota; Metazoa; Arthropoda; Insecta; Hymenoptera; Figitidae. The record is from RefSeq and is a predicted model, not a curated record.